UGACGAGUUGCUUUGGACAAAAAGCACAACAGAAUGGAACAAACGCAGGGAGAAUGAGGGCGUCAAAGCAGUUCCUGACGAAGUACAACUUGUACAUAGUCACGUGGCUUUUCUAACUUUUACGUAGGGCUUCAACUCUGCUUCACAGCAACCAGCAUCGAUGCACAUACCUUUGUAGAUAUGGUGGAGACCGUUCAAAUAAAGCUUAGCGAGGAGGAACCUGUAUCUGCCAGCGCAGUGCAGAAGCAAGUUGCGCAGGUUAACAGGGACUUGGCCCACACGCUGUUUAAUAAGAACCCGGCAUUGGCAAGCGUCGUCCGUGACCUACAGGAGCGGAAUAAGCGGGCACAGCAAGAGAAGGAAAAGGAGGCAGCAACUGGAUGCCAGGUCGCUGCUGAUGCAGUCGACCAGGACACCGGACCUACGACGGACAUUGAGCUUGGAAAUGGAAGAGGAUUAUGGGUAGUAGGUGGAGCUAGCACGGUCGCGGAUUGCAAAACAGCGCUUGAGAAGGUUGGCGCGGACCCGAAAGGCGCUGCGGAGCAACACCAGCCUGCGGGCAUCACCUCGGACAUUCCAGAGGAGUUUACGGUUCAACCAAAGGAUAUUUCCACCGGAGUUCAUUUGGCCCGGGAAGGUCGUUCAGCGGAGGCCUUGAAACGCUCCUUCAGGGACUUGGCUGACAUUGUGCGCCUCUACCCGACCGCAUGGAUUGUUCCGCUCGCGGUUUUCUUCCUGCUCACGGGCUUAGGCGUUUGGGGUGUCAUCUCGGGGGCGCAUUCGCAUGUCCAGCAGCGCAAGGACGAUGCCCGCAGUCGGGCUGUGGAUGCAGCAACGGGUUUCCAGAUCCAGCUGCAGCAGUCCUUCACGCCGGGUGUUACCUUCCAGCUGCUGGUGAAGCAGCGGCCGGAGUGGGAUUACUGGCUGGCCAACUUCAACCAGACAGCGGAGGAGCUCAUGUCGCGGGUGCCCAACGGCUCCCUGUGGAACCUGCAGCUGCAGCCCUUUGCGCAGGUGAUGAUGAUGCACCCCUUCCGACCCGAGGACCUCAGCCAGGUGGUCCCGCCGCGCGACCUGCUGGGAGACCCCACACGGCGUGACGACAUCCUGCGCAUCAUCCAGACCAAGGAGCAGCUGGUGGUGGGGCCGUUCUACCUGGUGCAGGGCUUCACGGGGGCAUUCAUCCGCUACCCCAUCUACGUGCAGGACGUUGGCGCCAACGAGACGUUUGGCUUCCGCUACCGCGAUAACGCCACCGCCAUCCCCUACUCGGACCUGCCUGCCAGCGUGCGCAGCUGCUCCGUGUGCUACAACGCAGCCACACGCGAGAAAUGGUGGGGCCUGCUGACGGUGCUGGUGAACUAUGACGAGGUCACACGGGGCAAGGACUCGUACCUCGUCAAUCUUCGAGACAUGGGCUUCCAUUACGCCCUCGUCCGGCCGAUCAACGACACCUACGAGCAGGUCAUUGCGCAGUUUGGCGACAGCACCCUCAUUGGCGAAGACGCGGUGACGGUUGAGGUGAAAGUCGUCAAUGCCGUUUGGUAUCUCAGGGUGGCACCGGCGAAUGGGUUCAAGCCUUCUUGGCAGGCACCUCUGAUUGCGGCUGUGGUCAUCAUAGCACUCAUCAUGUCGCUGCUGCUCUUCGUCUCGCUGGCUUCCUUCAAGCGGCAACGCGUACUGCUGCGCGAGACAGUGGCUGCUAACCUCAACCUGGCAGAAACGACGAAGCGGCUGGAGGAAGAGAAGGAGCGCAUGGACCUGCUGCUGCUGCGGCAGUACGACCUGCUGCGCUGCCUGGACGCCAACCGCUCGAACAAGAAGGACGGCUCCUCGGAUGCCAUCCACGGGGGAUCCAAGCGGGCUAUGAUGGCCCGCAUCGAGGACGCCCGCCGCUCGCUCAACGUGGUGAAGACGUCCGUGGAGGACCCCAUCCAGGUGUUCGAGGUGCUGGGGGCGGGAGCGUUCGGCAAGGUGCAGCGAGGCCUGUGGAGAGGAACGGUUGUUGCCGUGAAGACCAUGAUCCUUCCCGCCAACAUGACUGGGCAGCAGAAGCGCGAGAAGAUGGCGGUGAUGGAGGCGGCCAUCAGCAGCAGCCUGGUGCACCCGAACAUUGUGACCACCUACACGUACUUCAUCCGGCCCUACCACGAGCCCACACACGAGGGGGUGCAGCAAAUGGCGGUCACCAGUCAGGGCAGCGGCGGCGGCGGCAGUCAGAGCCGCGCUACGGACCCGCAUGGCUCGAUGGACGAUAGCACCGCCUCUGAGGGCACCAUCCACAGCUAUGAGGUUCGGCUGGUGUUGGAGUUUUGCGACAAGGGGUCGUUGAAGGACGCGUUGGACCAGCAUGCCUUCAUGCAAGGUGGCAGCCUCAACCUGGCAGCCAUGCUUGAGACCGCCGCCGACAUCGCCAAGGCCAUGGUGCACAUGCACGCUGCGAACGUGCUGCACUCGGACCUGAAGGCGCGGAACAUCAUGCUCAAGAGCAGCGGCACGGAGGGGCGCGGCGUGACGGCCAAGGUCGCCGACUUUGGCCUCUCCACGCGCAUGGAGCACCAGGAGACGCACCUGAGCGCGUGCUUCCAGGGCACGCUCACGCACAUGGCGCCGGAGGUGAUGCUGGAGGGGCGCAUCAGCAAGGCAGCGGAUGUGUACUCGUUCGGCAUCCUGCUGUGGGAGUUGUUUUGCGCGGCCGACCCCUUCGCCGGCGUCCCCCGCGCGCACAUGGGCCACGCCAUCACCAAGGAGGCUCGGAGGCCGCGCUUCCCGCCCUUCGCGCCGCGCAGCUACGUGGAUCUGGCCAGCCGCUGCUGGGACCCGGACGCCUCGGCGCGCCCCUCCUUCGAGCAGGUGCUCACGGAGCUGGUGCGCAUCCGGGAGGAGAUGGGAGGAGACACGCCGCCGCUGGUCAUCGCACCGCCGAAGCCGGUGUCGAUCUCGCAGCAGGGCGGCCACGGCUUUGCGGCUGGCGGACAGCACGGCGGCUCGAGUGCAGGUGGGGGUGCUGCCGGACGCUUGGAUGACGGAGGCGCGGGCGGGAACGUUGACAACAACAACCCGCUGGUGCUGUACAACGCGGGUAUCGUUGUAGGCGGUGCUUCCACGGUCACCGGUGGCAGCAUGCCGGGGGGUGCGGCGGGCGGUGGCUGCGCUAGCGCCCAUGGAGGCGGGAGCACGGGAGUGGCGGGGGCCACGCAUUCCUCCAUGGCGCAGCGCGCGAUGAUUAAGAGUUCUAUGGCUAUGAGGCACUGGACAAACAUGGGCAUACGGGUAGGGGGAGGCGGAAGCUCAGGCAUGGGGCAGACGUUGCCGGCGCUUAGCGAGGAAUCGGAACAAUCACCCAAGUGAGGAGGCGAAGUGCGUUGGUUUCAAUGCUUGCGUUGUCGAUGCUUCACGCUAUCAAGGAGGAAUGUGAGGAGGUCUUAGGUUAUUAAUAUUUGUCCCUAUUGAGCUCUGUGUGGUGGUGGGAAUGCUGCUUGAAUUGUUUGUGUAUGUGUGGUGGUGAUGGCGUGUGGGAAUGCUGGUGGUGGUGGGAGGGCUGUUGCAUGCAUAUAAUCACCUGGGGGGUGCAUUUCAUGCAUGGAUUGAGACUUGGCGGCUGCUUCGGUGGGAAGAGGCCUGCAUGUAUGGCAAGAACCGCAUGCUUGCAGCAGCAUGCUGGGGCAGCGACGGUACUCGCUGGCCGUACGUGUGGCAACUUGUGUUCGAGGUACCGGUCGUAACACGCACCGCGUCGUUGUAAGGCCCCCUUGUACCAACAACAUAAGUCCGUGUUGCGCCCCCCCCCAUUCGGGGGUUAUUUGGCCAUGACUGGUGCUGGUUGCUGCGGACUGUUGUGGGGUGUUUGUCGGCUCAUCAGUUGUGAGAGCAGUGAUUGCCACGCUUUGCAUGUUGGGGAUGCUACGGCCGUUCCCGGGCUCAGGGUAGGGCUGUGCAUCAUCGUAAACGCUGGCUUUUACAACGGUCUUUUGACAUGCGUGCACGUGCACGUGCAUUCAUCGUGUGCAGGGAGUUCCGUGUGUUCUAUAGGUUUCUGUAGCAUUCGUGGAGUGGCGCAGGUCAGGAGACCGUUGGCUGCUGUGCUUAAGGACAAGAAAACGCUCCUCGGGCGGCGUCACUUUAGGCGUGGCACAUGGAGGAGUGGGUUUAAAGGUUGCUGGACGGUUUCUGUUUAUCGGUGUUGGUCUGAGCCCGACAAGGCGUUUGCCCUCACUAGUGCUCCAUUUAGAAGCUUGCAGUGGCGUUUGUUGACGUGGAAUUCCCGUCCUGUACCUGCGAGCGCCGUGGCUUGGCUUAAGGAAGGGUGGGUCCUGGAUGUACGCGGAAGGAUUGGGGGAAGUCGUUCCUUGUACGCUGCAAAUGGCACCUGCACAUUUAAGUACGGCUAAGUGUAGCCAGUUGGCGAGGGCGUGGCAUUUGGAAAGAGCUGCAGAAACGGUUGAGAGGCCGCUUCAGAGCCGGUUGGAGUGACGCGCUGGCUUCCCCAACGCAGUCCCUCUUUUCCUGGGGAUGUCGCUUGGGCCCAAGGGCGUUGUGAUGGUAUGACGUGUAUUGUGUUAUAAACUUAUAAUAUAUCAACUAUAGCAACUGUUGACAUGCUGAAGUAAGUACGUGUGCUAACGAUGCUAGUGUGGCAAAGAGUCCUCCCUGCUUGCAUGUCAUGCCAAGGGGUUCACUCGUGCUGAUGCCGAUGGGGCUACUUCCACGAUAAUGCAGCCGAGUUGGGCCUGAUCUGUUCUGAUGUGAACAUUGUAUGGUAUGCACCGCUUGUUACGAACACCUCUCCUAUUGCAGGCUUCGGUAGUAUGCUGGUGAAGUUGCUCAUCGGCAUGCUUAAGUAGUGUUCAUGUUAAAUGCACACGUAUUUUUACCGUGUGCUUUCAAACGUCACCACGAAACGGAAUGGCGUGUUGGGGUACACUAGGCUUCCCUGCGCCCGGGCGCUCCUUGGUCGCGGCGGUUAUAGCUGCGGCGUGGUUAUUCAUGAGGAUUGGCGCUGUUUUAACCUACCCUGUCGCACCUACCAGAGCUGUGCAUGGCGCCCCUUGCUCCCUUCCUAGCUUCCUGUAACUGUC
Messenger RNA from Astrephomene gubernaculifera, 5078 nucleotides. The record is from the annotation of a GenBank genome assembly. NCBI's taxonomy places the organism in Eukaryota, Viridiplantae, Chlorophyta, Chlorophyceae, Chlamydomonadales, Astrephomenaceae.